AGAAUUCGGCGCGCGAAAGCUCCAGCAGGAAGUGAGAGAAGCUGAAGGCGGACGGCGGCCAGUUUGGGAUUUGAAUCUCUCAAACAACUUCCAUAAUCUUUAAACAUCUACUUUAAUAUGGCAGACCCAAAGGACCAGGAAGAGCAUGACACCACUGCAGAGAACGCAGAGGACUCCAAUCAUGAUCCCCACUUUGAGCCCAUCGUGUCUCUUCCAGAGCAGGAUGUUAAAACGUUAGAAGAAGAUGAGGAGGAGCUCUUUAAAAUGAGGGCCAAACUGUACCGUUUUGCCUCUGAGAAUGACCCACCAGAGUGGAAGGAGAGGGGAACYGGUGACGUCAAGCUGUUGAAACACAAGGAGAAAGGCACAAUCCGCCUCCUGAUGAGGAGAGACCGAACCUUGAAGAUUUGUGCCAAUCAUCACAUUAUUCCUGUGAUGGAGCUGAAGCCCAACGCYGGCAGUGACAGAGCAUGGGUGUGGAACACAUUAGCAGAUUAUGCUGACGAAUGCCCCAAACAGGAACUCCUGGCAAUACGCUUUUUAAAUGCAGAAAAUGCUCAGAAGUUCAAGGUGAAGUUUGAUGAGUGCAAGGAGGAGGUCAGAAAAAUCCUAGAGAAAUCAGGUGACRUUGACAGUGCAAAUAAGAUGGUUGAGAAACUGGGGGAACUAUCCGUUAAAGACAAGACAUCCGGGGCAAAGAAAGAAGACGUCAAAAAGGAGAACGAGAAGAAAGAAGAUGAGAAAAAAGAGGUGAAAGCUGAGGAGAAGAAUUAAGAACCAAGAACUUGCUUUGCUGAUCUUCAGUUUAUUGUUUUUUCCUCUUUUUCUACAAGACUCUAAAUGAACUGAAUUUGGACACUUGCAUAUUAGUUUUUUUUUUAAAUCUGUUUUGCCUCAAGAUUACAAGUCUUUGAUGCCACUGGGUGGGUGGGGGAUAUCAACAAAAGUGUAAAUGACACAAAACACAGGACCUCCUGCCCUUUUUCUCCAUGCAUAAUGGAAAACCACGAUUUUCCAUUCUUGUCAUUGAAAGUUACUAUUGACAAACUGUGAAGAGGCUUGUGAUAGUGAUGAAUUCCCACAUUGGGGUAUUUUCUGUUUUGUUUUUGGUUUAUUUUGCUAUUCUGAAGCAGAGUUAAUUUGUAGGGGGUGAGGAUAAUGUAGCCUGCUCAUUAGCAGCACAGGGUCAGGGACCAGGCAUAAGGAUGGAGUGAAACCCUGCGAGGUGUCUCAGUGGGCCUUCAUACCCUGUCCACACUCCUACUGUUAGGUCACAAGUAAGGUGCYGACUUCUCAGUGGGUUCUUUGUAGAGGUAGUUUCUUGGUGCCCUCUUUAUGCAGAUCUGAUGGUAGCUGACUUGAGAGGAAUCCACUCCAGACAGUUGAAAAGGCAAGAUGCAGGUCAAAAUGUUCACUUACAGCUUACUGAUGGAUCAGAUGCACUUCACUAAAAAAUAUUUCUUUUUUAAGUGUCUCGAAACUAAAAAGCCCAAAGUAAACGGUUCAUCAGUUUGGUGUAGCUUUUUCCCCUUCUCACCCGAGUUUCUCACCAUGAGAUCAGGUUUGCAUUUAUUUUUUUUAGCUUAACAUUCCCAGACUUUAAAGCAUGUAGAGUAUAUGUAACGGAGUGUGCCCCAUCUAAUUUGUGUGCCUGUCAUCCACAACUUUUCUUUUCCACUAAAUCAGUUUUCAACCUCGAUCCAUACGUGCAGCCAAGUGCCAGUGCAUCUGUAAAUACAUGUAUAUGGAUGAAAUGUUGCUCUUCAUUUGCACUCGGAUGAUCUGAACUGUUUCCUCCAGCUUCAAUAAAAACCUGUCUAAGACCG
Austrofundulus limnaeus is the source of this 1826-nucleotide messenger RNA. It is a transcript of the gene ranbp1, whose product is annotated as RAN binding protein 1. The transcript is spliced from 6 exons. The record is from RefSeq and is a predicted model, not a curated record. Gene Ontology annotation, biological process: positive regulation of mitotic centrosome separation; nucleocytoplasmic transport. Bases 118 to 774 code for a protein of 218 amino acids. Gene Ontology annotation, molecular function: GTPase activator activity. Lineage: Eukaryota; Metazoa; Chordata; Actinopteri; Cyprinodontiformes; Rivulidae. Gene Ontology annotation, cellular component: centrosome; nuclear pore; cytoplasm.